CGGUCCUCCUAUCCGUCGUCCUUCUCCACCCAGCCGCCGGCCCGUCGUCCUUUACACGCCCCCACCCGCGGGCCUCCGCCGCGUUCCCCACCGCGUCCACGUCUGGAGCUCCUCGACCCCAUCCCGUCCGCGGCGGUGACCAUCUGCAGCCUCCUCCUCCCAGGGGCCGCGCCUCUUUCUCUGCUCGGCUGGGCGGCAGUGAAGUGGGCAGGGGAUCCAUUCAGCCUGAUUUAUCCUCUCGGUGAUCCACAGGUGGAGCUAGUAUCAACAAUGUCAGAUCCUGGUACGGAUAGCAAUAUGCAGCAGCUUGUCCCAAUGGCACCACCGGCAAGGGUUUCUGGUGGUGAACUAGUGGCAAAGGCUUCUGUUGCUGACAGUGGAAAGCAGCUGGUGCUGGUGGAGGGUGGAGGAAAGAGCUCAGGAGGGGUCAAGCUACGGGAGGAUGUGGAGGACAUAGAGGUGAAGCUGAAGCGCAUCAUGGACAAUGUCCCUGUCCGUGCCAGCAACACCUCUGGGUCCUCCGCUGGUUCUGGCUCUGGCGACUUCCACCAGUAUCGGCAAAUGAGGAGAAGGGAACAGGACCGAAUAACGAGGAUGGAGACUGAUUACGAAAAGAGGAAGCAGGUGGCCGAAUUCAAUCUGCGGAGGGAGGAAAGACUGAAAGCAGCCGAGGAGCGUACAUCCAAGAAGCGCCUGAAACGCCAAAAGAAGAAGCAGCGUAAGAAUGAAAAGCGGGCCAAACCAAGCGGUGGUGGCGAGGAACCCAAUAGCGAAGCAGUGCCUAAGCAGGUUGAGGAGCCCUCAGACGACGACGACGACGAGGGUUCGGAUUACGAGGGCGACGACAAGUUCAAGCAAUGCAAAUGAAGUUGCUGUUGAACUACUGCCGUUCCUGGAUAUUACUUUUCAUCACUAGAGAUGAGGAAGACUUGGGGCAUGAACUAACAUCAGGCGCUUGUUUUUGUAGUAAUAGACUUGGAAACAUACAUGCUAGAUUGGGGGCAUUGUGCGCCCUGUUAGUUUGUUUUGGAAACGCUUGUCUGCUGUAAGAUGGCAACCGGAUGCCGGUGGGUGCGCAUUUUCCUGGACGGUAGAUGGGGACGGCGCAUUGGCUUCUUGUUAUGAAAUACGGAGUGUUAUGCACCUUUUCCUGAUGACAUGGCCAUGCAUGAAACAUAGUGUUUGUUUUCUUCC
Molecule: messenger RNA, 1194 nt
Organism: Triticum aestivum (bread wheat)
Lineage: Eukaryota; Viridiplantae; Streptophyta; Magnoliopsida; Poales; Poaceae
Product: PRKR-interacting protein 1
Exons: 3
Coding region: 271-867 (198 amino acids)
Biological process (GO): negative regulation of protein kinase activity
Cellular component (GO): nucleolus
Molecular function (GO): protein kinase inhibitor activity; double-stranded RNA binding; protein kinase binding
Source: RefSeq, a predicted model, not a curated record